AUGUUGGAGCAACCGAUUUUCCAUUACUCAAGAAUACCCUUACCACCACUUCUGUUGACUCAUUUGUAUAAGCAAUCAGAAAAACUAUCACCAACUUUCAUUUUACAAAAUGCUAGAGAGACCAUUGAGAAUUUGCUUAUUUAUAAUGCGAGACGUUUGCGUGAGUUUAGAAACCUCCCCUAUCUUGUUGUGCUCAAUCCAUCGAUUCUGGAGAGUUAUGACUCGUACCUUCAACUGAUGAGCUCGUUGUUAAAGGCUAGUUUGUACACUCCACACACGUUAGAGGAAAACGCCACCCUAGAAACAGUUUUGAAUGAGUUUAUGGAUAUACAUGCAGAUACAUUGCCCAGUUUGUCGAAAGGUUUUGCCGAAGUGAGUAAUCUCUUGAGUAUGAGCAAGAUUGCACACUUUUUGGAUCGGCAUUUGAAAGAGAGGAUCAGCAUGCGCUUAAUUGCCCACCAGCAUAUCGAGCUAUCGCGAUCUAUUGCUGGCAAUUAUGUCAAGGGCGGAAAAUACAAUGGUAUAGUUAAGAUGCUUCACCUACCUGAUGUGAUUAAAAAGAAUGCUGAGUUAGUUAAUGAUAUAACAAUGAUGAAGUAUGAUCAGUCGGUGCCGGUUGAAAUUGAUACAAGCAAUGCAGCAUCAUUGGACUUUCCUUACAUUGAAUACCACUUGGAUUACAUAUUUAUGGAAGUUUUCAAAAACUCAUUUAGAGCGCACAUUGAAAACAAGGUUUUCGACCCAGUAACUGUUACCAUCUCCACACAACAAGCACCUCGAUUUAUGGAGAUCCGUAUAAGAGACAGGGGUAAAGGUAUUUCCAAGCGCGCUUUGAAACACAUAUUUGACUAUUCAUUUACAACUUACGAAAGUAAUGAAGGCGAAAGUUUUAAAACGUUAAAUGUUCCACCAGAGCAUUUAGGUGGUGGACACUCCGUUGCAGGAAUGGGAUUUGGCUUACCUAUGGCAAAGCAGUACAUUGAAGUGUUUAACGACACAGCUGAGGAAACAAAGGGGCUGUUGACGGUGCAAACAUAUCCACAGUGGGGCACCGAUGUGUAUAUAAAAACAGUAGGCCAAUAG
This is a messenger RNA of Lodderomyces parapsilosis, 1083 nucleotides long. RefSeq names its product alpha-ketoacid dehydrogenase kinase family protein. The coding region runs from base 1 to 1083 and encodes 360 amino acids. Gene Ontology annotation, biological process: regulation of glucose metabolic process; protein phosphorylation. The record is from RefSeq and is a predicted model, not a curated record. Gene Ontology annotation, cellular component: mitochondrion. Gene Ontology annotation, molecular function: pyruvate dehydrogenase (acetyl-transferring) kinase activity. Lineage: Eukaryota; Fungi; Ascomycota; Pichiomycetes; Serinales; Debaryomycetaceae. The transcript has a single exon.